AUGUCUAUAAUAUGCGUGAAAUAUCACGCAGUGAUUGGCGGCGAGCGCUCGGAUCAUCUUAUUCCCGUGCCGCUCAGCAGUGCGCCUACCGAUCAAGCUAUUCGUGUUGUGAAGGCAUUCCAAGCCGGCUUGGAUAGAAGGGAGCCAAGUCUGACUGGACAAUCAGCAGCUCGCCUUCGAGAGAUAAGCAGGCAGCUCAGGUUACAGGUGGAAAACGAAGGACGAGCUCGUUCUACUUCACGCGGCAAUAUCAAGAGUGACUCCAACAACACGGCACUUUAA
Necator americanus (New World hookworm) is the source of this 282-nucleotide messenger RNA. RefSeq lists its product as uncharacterized. The record is from RefSeq and is a predicted model, not a curated record. The coding region runs from base 1 to 282 and encodes 93 amino acids. NCBI's taxonomy places the organism in Eukaryota, Metazoa, Nematoda, Chromadorea, Rhabditida, Ancylostomatidae. The transcript has 4 exons.